AUGGCUGCCCCCGCUGCUAAGUCUGCCCCAUCUGGCGCCAAGGUUCCCCAGAAGAAGGUCAAGGUGAUUGAUAGGACCGCCUCACCUGCCCCUUCUGCCUCUGCUGCCGAGAAGGACGGCGGCGAUGACCAGGAGAACGCCUAUAUCCGUGAGCUUCAAAAGAACAUUCGUAACGUUACUAAGAAGAUCACCAAUGCCUCGAAGACCGAUUCCUUGCUCAAGGAGCACGCUGGCAAGUCUCUUGAGGAGCUCGUCUCUACGAGGAUCAUCAAUGCCGACCAGAGGGCCCAGAUUCUGAAGAAGCCCGCUCUCGAGGCCCAGCUUGCCCAGUACGAGGAGCAGCUUGUCCAAUACAAGAAGAUCGACGCCGAGUACCGCUCAAACACCGAGGCUCAAGUCCAGCGUGUACAGACGACUUUGACGGAGAAAUUUGAGAAGGAAAAGGCGGACGCCGUUAGGGAGAUUCAAGAGAAGGCCGAGGCUGACAUCAAGACUUCCCUCCACGACAGCCUCCUUAUCGUGUCCCAGUUCCUGCGUCUUGCCGCCGCUCGCCGGAUCGACGAGGAGUCAGAUCCCGGACUCGACGAAAACCUUGCGCUUGAGGGGAUUCUCUCCGCCGUAUACUGUGGCGAUGAGAAUGCCGUCACCACCAUGCUGAAGCUGGUUGAGGGAACAAAUGAUCGCACCCAAAGCACCGCUGGCGAGGAGCUUGAGUCUACAUUCUCUCAUGUCAAGUCUGUUUCUCAGGCUUACCUUGCCCAAUACGAAGCCGCCCAGGAGGAGGCCGAAGCAAAGCCCGAGGGCGCGGCUGAGAGCGAAUCCGCCAAUGUUGAUGCUGCCGCUGCCGCUGCCGCUGAAGCAACCCCUGCCGCCACCGAAGAGAAGGCCAACGGCGACUUGGCUGACGCCGAGAGCAAUGGUGCUGCCUCCGCUCCGGAAGAGCCUGCCGUUCCCGAGGUCGCUGCCGAUCUCUCGGCCUCUCAGGAGUGGGUUUCUGUCCCCCGGCCUACCGAGACCGAAUCUAGCGCGGAGGGGAGCCCUGUUGUUGCUACCAAUGGUCAAUCCUGGGCCGACGAUCACCCUGAGCCCUCUCCCGUGGCCCCUGCUGCUGCUACCCCUGCCGCACCCGCGGAUCCUAACGAUGGCUUCCAUCAAGUCCAGGGCCGACACCACCGUGGCCGCAACGAGCGCGAAGGUGGAAACUGGCGUGGUCGUGGCCGCGGAGACUGGCGGGGCCGUGGUGGCCACCGCGGAGAUGGACGGGGUCGCCGAGGCGGCCCCGAGGUGGAAGUGGCGGCGUGGCCCAUCGUGGCCCCCGUCGCACCGAGGAGUCCUAACCGAAUUGUCGGGACCCCUUGA
Molecule: messenger RNA, 1359 nt
Organism: Parascedosporium putredinis
Lineage: Eukaryota; Fungi; Ascomycota; Sordariomycetes; Microascales; Microascaceae
Source: the annotation of a GenBank genome assembly